Messenger RNA from Paecilomyces variotii, 711 nucleotides. RefSeq names its product glycerol-3-phosphate phosphatase. Lineage: Eukaryota; Fungi; Ascomycota; Eurotiomycetes; Eurotiales; Thermoascaceae. The record is from RefSeq and is a predicted model, not a curated record. The coding region runs from base 1 to 711 and encodes 236 amino acids. Gene Ontology annotation, molecular function: sugar-phosphatase activity; beta-phosphoglucomutase activity. The transcript has 4 exons.
AUGUCUACGGCAGAAGCGAACUUCUCGGCUCCUCCUGAGGUGCUUACCUUCGAUGGUCUGCUGUUUGACUUCGACGGAACUAUUAUUGAUUCCACAGAUGCAAUUGUCAAGCACUGGCAUAAGCUAGGAGAGGAGAUGGGCGUGGAUCCUAAUGUGAUUCUUGCUACAUCGCACGGACGACGGAGUAUCGACACUCUCAAACUCUAUGACGAGAAGAAAGCCAACUGGGAGUAUGUCAGCGAAAUAGAGGGCCGCAUCCCAAAAGAAUACGGACAAGACGCUGUCGAAAUCCCUGGUGCACGAGCCAUCCUUGAAAGUCUAGAGAACGCAGGUGCCCCCUGGGCAGUAGUUACAUCCGGAACGCGUGCGCUUGUCGAGGGAUGGCUUGCUGUGUUGAAGCUCGCUCAUCCCAAGUUCCUCGUCGUCGCAGAGGAUGUGGAAGUUGGCAAGCCGGAUCCGCAGUGUUACCUUCUGGGACGCUCCCGUCUGGGUCUGAACCACAGCACGUCGAUCCUAGUUGUUGAGGAUGCCCCGUCUGGGAUCAAGGCUGGUAAAGCUGCAGGUUUCAAGGUUCUAGGACUUGCGACCACUCACACGAUUGACCAACUUAAGGCGGCGGGCGCGGAUUGGAUCGUCCAGGAUUUAAGCAGCGUUGCACUUGUUGGGGUCGAUGGACAAGUGAAGAUCGAGAUCAAGAACGCCUUGCGAUAG